Messenger RNA from Nannospalax galili (Upper Galilee mountains blind mole rat), 4513 nucleotides. Its product is annotated as sodium/potassium-transporting ATPase subunit alpha-2. Gene Ontology annotation, biological process: sodium ion export across plasma membrane; proton transmembrane transport; potassium ion import across plasma membrane. Gene Ontology annotation, molecular function: ATP hydrolysis activity; ATP binding; P-type sodium:potassium-exchanging transporter activity. The coding region runs from base 109 to 3171 and encodes 1020 amino acids. The transcript has 23 exons. Lineage: Eukaryota; Metazoa; Chordata; Mammalia; Rodentia; Spalacidae. Gene Ontology annotation, cellular component: membrane. The record is from RefSeq and is a predicted model, not a curated record.
CUCUGUCUGUCUGCCAGGGUCUCCAGCUGCCCCAGACAGGCGGUGUGAUCUUGGGAUCCUCCUGGGUGACCUUUCCAGCCUAGGUCCCUUCAGCCACUCUACCCCAAGAUGGGUCGUGGGGCAGGCCGAGAGUACUCGCCUGCUGCCACCACAGCGGAGAAUGGGGGUGGCAAGAAGAAACAGAAAGAGAAGGAGCUGGAUGAGCUGAAGAAGGAGGUAGCUAUGGAUGAUCACAAGCUAUCCUUGGAUGAGCUGGGCCGCAAAUACCAAGUGGACUUGUCCAAGGGCCUCACCAACCAGCGGGCUCAAGACAUUCUGGCUCGGGAUGGGCCCAAUGCCCUCACUCCACCCCCCACGACUCCUGAGUGGGUGAAGUUCUGUCGUCAGCUUUUUGGGGGCUUCUCCAUCCUGCUAUGGAUUGGGGCUAUCCUCUGCUUCCUGGCCUAUGGCAUCCAGGCUGCCAUGGAGGACGAACCAUCCAACGAUAAUCUGUAUCUCGGUGUGGUGCUGGCAGCUGUCGUAAUCGUCACUGGCUGCUUCUCCUACUACCAGGAGGCCAAGAGCUCCAAGAUCAUGGAUUCUUUCAAGAACAUGGUGCCUCAGCAAGCUCUGGUUAUCCGAGAGGGAGAAAAGAUGCAGAUUAAUGCGGAGGAGGUGGUGGUAGGAGACCUGGUGGAAGUGAAGGGUGGAGACCGAGUCCCCGCUGACCUCCGGAUCAUCUCUUCCCACGGUUGUAAGGUGGACAACUCAUCCCUAACAGGAGAGUCGGAGCCCCAGACCCGCUCCCCUGAGUUCACUCAUGAGAACCCCCUGGAGACCCGCAAUAUCUGUUUCUUCUCUACCAACUGUGUGGAAGGCACUGCCAGGGGCAUUGUAAUUGCCACAGGUGACCGGACAGUGAUGGGCCGCAUAGCCACUCUGGCCUCUGGCCUGGAAGUGGGGCAGACACCCAUAGCCAUGGAGAUUGAACACUUCAUCCAGCUCAUCACAGGGGUGGCAGUGUUCCUGGGGGUCUCUUUCUUCGUGCUUUCCCUCAUCCUGGGCUACAGCUGGCUGGAGGCAGUCAUCUUCCUCAUCGGCAUCAUCGUAGCCAACGUACCUGAGGGGCUUCUGGCCACUGUCACUGUGUGCCUGACCCUGACAGCCAAGCGCAUGGCUCGGAAGAACUGCUUGGUGAAGAAUCUGGAGGCGGUGGAGACGCUGGGUUCCACAUCCACCAUCUGCUCAGAUAAGACGGGCACUCUCACCCAGAACCGCAUGACAGUGGCCCACAUGUGGUUUGACAACCAGAUCCACGAGGCUGACACCACUGAAGAUCAGUCUGGGGCCACUUUUGACAAACGGUCUCCCACGUGGACAGCCCUGUCUCGGAUUGCUGGUCUCUGUAAUCGUGCUGUCUUCAAGGCUGGGCAGGAGAACAUCUCUGUGUCUAAGCGGGACACAGCUGGUGACGCCUCUGAGUCAGCUCUGCUCAAGUGCAUUGAGUUGUCCUGUGGCUCUGUGAGGAAGAUGAGGGACAGGAAUCCCAAGGUGGCAGAGAUUCCUUUCAACUCUACCAACAAGUAUCAGCUGUCCAUCCAUGAGAGAGAAGACAGCCCCCAGAGCCAUGUGCUGGUGAUGAAAGGGGCCCCAGAGCGUAUCCUGGACCGGUGCUCCACCAUCCUGGUGCAAGGCAAAGAGAUCCCGCUGGACAAGGAGAUGCAAGAUGCCUUUCAAAAUGCCUACAUGGAGCUGGGAGGACUCGGGGAGCGUGUGCUAGGGUUCUGUCAACUGAACCUGCCUUCUGGAAAGUUUCCCCGGGGCUUCAAAUUCGACACAGAUGAACUGAACUUUCCCACAGAGAAGCUCUGCUUUGUGGGGCUCAUGUCUAUGAUUGACCCACCCCGGGCAGCUGUGCCAGAUGCCGUGGGCAAAUGCCGAAGUGCAGGAAUCAAGGUGAUCAUGGUGACCGGGGAUCACCCUAUCACAGCCAAGGCCAUUGCCAAAGGUGUGGGCAUCAUAUCAGAGGGUAAUGAGACUGUGGAGGACAUUGCAGCCCGGCUCAACAUUCCUGUGAGUCAAGUCAACCCCAGAGAAGCUAAGGCAUGUGUGGUACAUGGCUCAGACCUGAAGGACAUGACGUCAGAGCAACUGGACGAGAUCCUCAGGGACCACACAGAGAUCGUGUUCGCCCGGACCUCCCCUCAGCAGAAGCUCAUCAUUGUAGAGGGGUGCCAAAGGCAGGGAGCCAUUGUGGCAGUGACUGGUGAUGGGGUGAACGACUCCCCCGCACUGAAGAAGGCUGACAUCGGCAUUGCCAUGGGCAUCUCUGGUUCUGAUGUCUCUAAGCAGGCAGCUGACAUGAUCUUGCUUGACGAUAACUUUGCCUCCAUCGUGACAGGCGUGGAGGAGGGCCGCCUGAUCUUUGACAACUUGAAGAAGUCCAUCGCAUAUACCUUGACCAGCAACAUCCCUGAGAUCACCCCCUUCCUGCUGUUCAUCAUCGCCAACAUCCCCCUCCCUCUGGGCACUGUGACCAUCCUCUGCAUUGACCUGGGCACAGAUAUGGUUCCUGCCAUCUCAUUGGCCUAUGAAGCAGCUGAGAGUGACAUCAUGAAAAGGCAGCCACGAAACUCCCAGACAGACAAGCUGGUGAAUGAGCGGCUAAUCAGCAUGGCUUAUGGACAGAUAGGCAUGAUCCAGGCACUUGGAGGCUUCUUCACCUACUUUGUGAUCCUGGCAGAGAACGGUUUUCUACCAUCACGGCUCCUGGGAAUUCGCCUUGACUGGGAUGAUCGGACCACCAAUGACUUGGAGGAUAGCUAUGGGCAGGAGUGGACCUAUGAGCAGCGGAAGGUGGUGGAGUUCACAUGCCACACAGCCUUCUUUGCCAGCAUUGUGGUAGUGCAGUGGGCUGACCUCAUCAUCUGCAAGACCCGCCGCAACUCAGUCUUCCAGCAGGGCAUGAAGAACAAGAUCCUGAUUUUUGGGCUUCUAGAAGAGACGGCAUUGGCUGCCUUUCUGUCUUACUGCCCAGGCAUGGGAGUAGCCCUUCGCAUGUACCCACUCAAGGUCACUUGGUGGUUCUGUGCCUUCCCCUACAGUCUCCUCAUCUUCAUCUAUGACGAAGUCCGAAAGCUCAUCCUGCGGCGAUACCCCGGGGGCUGGGUGGAGAAGGAGACCUACUACUGAGCUCACUGGAAGAAGCAGGAAUGGGAGAGAUGGGCCCUCUGGAGGUGUUGCAGGGGUGGUGGAAGGAAGGGAUGAAAAAGAACUGGGGUGGUAUUUUGGAGGAGAAUUUAGGGAGGCAGAAUGAGGCCAUUGGAAGAACUAAAUAGCAGGUAAGUAAACUUCCUGCUCCAUAGGCCCAGCUGAAUGUUCAGGCACUGCAGUUAGGGCCUUCUCCCCAGACCCUCUUCCAUUCCACUCUACCAUGUUGUCUACUUUUCCUGAAGAGCUAAGGUUGCCCCAGCCUUCCCUAUACCCCAAUCCUUCACAUUCACUUCCUACUCAAACAGAUCGACAUCCAAAGGCUAAUCUGUCUAACCCUGGAGAAGGAAACCCUUUCACCAAGUGUCCCUUUAUGUGUCCAGCCUCAUUCCUUUACCCACUCUUCCUAUCCUUAGCUUCCUACCUGACUGAUCCUUUUCUUCCCCUUAGACCUUGAAAUCCCAAAAUUCUCCUUCUGCCUGAGGCCAGAAAGGGAGGUUGGUUGGAGAGGCUGGUUCUGUCCCCAGUCAAGGCCAGUUAGGAAAGAAGAACUAGGCAGGCGGGGGAAGGUUGGGGUAUGCUGGCUGAAGGAGGAGACAGCAAAGGAAGGAAAACAGGCAGUGACCAGAAGCUUGGUGUCCUGAGUCUCCAAGUGGGUGGGGUGGGCUCCAGCUCUGCGUCCCACCUUCAUAGACUAGCACACUAACAAACUAGACUAGCAGCAGAGGCAAGACCAGGAGACAUGUGUGCCACUUAGUGUGCCCCUGACCCCUGGCUAUGGUCUUCUCUGUCCACAAGACCCUCAUGUCACAGAAGCUACAGCGCCUCAAUCAUGUGCUCUUUGGAACACCCAACUCUUCAGGUGCUUCAUGCUGUUCUGAGCCCCCCAUCAGCUGCCUGUUCUCUCCCAACUCCAUGACUCCUUCCCCUCCGUGCCUAUCCAAACGAACCUGCAUCAUUUCCAGCAUUGUCAAGCUGGUCCUGAAAAAAGACCUUCUGGCCUUUGGCAGGAAUUGGGGUAGAGACGUUUCCAGAACAUUCCUACCUUUGAAGGACAUGAAGAAGCAGCUUAGGUCAUGACAUGGUCAGAACUUUUAGACACAAGGAAAAAUCUUAAGAGAACUGCCUUUGACCCCUCAAAUGGCAGGGCCACCCCUCCCAGGCAGGCGCUCACUUUCAGAGAAAGGAAGCUGGCUUCAGGUUCCCUAUGGAAUAUCGUUUUCUUUCCUUUCUCCCUUCUCACCUAAUAUUUUUGCUCUGUAGGCAACUCUGCCCAUUCUCUAAGCCUAGCUUAGAAAACACUGCAGAGAUGGACUUUGAUGAA